UCUGCAAGCAGCUGAUCUCUCUCUCUCUUUCCCUCUCUCUUCUUUUCUCUCUGUGCAUUCUGUUUCUGGGGGAAGAUCAAGGGCUUGUGUGUACUCAGAGCAAUUCUCAACCUCUUUCUUAAUUUCUCACUGUUCCUUUUGCAGGUUUUUACAGGGAGCCUUUUCCAACAGAAUCUCCUUUUGCCACAGGGGAAAAGUUUGGCUUAACUUUGGAAAUUUCCUUUUUAAUAUCUACCCCAAUUCUCGGGGUAGGCAUUGGCUAUUGUUAUCUUUGUAAGCGAUCCGGUGGGCAAUUUGAUUUGUGUUUCGAAACUUUCUUGGUCUAGAUUGCAUUUUUAAUUUCUGAAACUGAUGCUCAGCAAAUUUUUCAUCGUUUGCUUUAUACUUACGUUCCUAUUUUCCUGCCAGCCAUAUAAAAACUUGGGAAGGGUUCAUUUCUCUGUCGCUUUCCAGAUUUGGAACUUUGGCCUGUGAAAUAUUUUGAUUUCUUUCUGAUAAAACCAUUUGUUUUCUCAUAGCCGUUGUCUCUUUUCUGCUGGGUGGUUGCUGGUUUUACCACUAGCUUGUUUUUCAGAGUGUAGUUUGCAGAUCGCUUUCAGUUUAGGCACCUCACAACUUGGCUUUGCUAUUUGUAAAUAGUAAUUUACUGUGGGUUUUCUGUGUUUAUCUCAAAGGAUAAUAUUCCUGCAGUCUGUACUGAGGAGGUUCCGGAUCUAAUGCUCCUAUCGGUUCUUUCCCCAGUUAAUUCUCCCGAAUAUCGGUGUUAGCUCUGACCAUUUUGGCAACUGGGUGGUGGAUCAUCUCCUAUUCUUUCCAGCUUGCUUAUCUUGCUAAGAGUGCAUCUGUGAGGCUUUAACUCGGGGUUGUGGGGGAAGAAAAAAGAUCUCCUUGCAAAAUGUCCCAAGAAGGUCACUUGGAAGUUUUCAGGGCAGAGAUGCUGACCUUUAGUUUAUGGGAUUAUGGGGUCUUUGGCCUCAUGCUCUUGAUCUCAACCAGCAUCGGUCUCUUCUACGCUCUCAGAAAAGGAGGGCAGAAAACGUCAGACGACUUCUUCACGGGGGGACGGCAGAUGUCUGCGAUCCCAGUGGGCCUCUCGCUCUCUGCCAGCUUCAUGUCGGCCAUCCAGGUGCUGGGAGUGCCCGCUGAAGCGUACCGGUAUGGCAUGAAGUUCCUGUGGAUGUGCCUGGGGCAACUUCUGAACACCCUUCUGACAGCCUACCUUUUCCUGCCAGUCUUUUACCGUCUGCAGCUCACCAGCACUUACGAGUAUCUGGAACUCAGGUUCUCCAAGAAAGUUCGCCUGUGCGGGACGAUUCAGUACAUCAUUGCAACGAUGCUGUACACUGGAAUUGUCAUCUAUGCUCCGGCUUUGAUCCUCAACCAGGUGACCGGACUAGAUAUCUGGGCCUCGCUCCUCUCCACUGGAAUCAUCUGUACAUUCUACACCAGCAUUGGUGGAAUGAAAGCUGUCAUCUGGACAGAUGUUUUCCAAGUUUUCGUCAUGCUCUCAGGCUUCAUUGCCAUCUUGAUCCAAGGGACGCUCAUGGUAGGAGGGCCAGGAAAAGUCUUGGGCAUUGCGUACAAUAACUCCAGGAUCAACUUCGACGAUUUCAAUCCUGAUCCCCGGAGCCGUUACACUUUCUGGACGUUUAUUUUCGGUGGGACAAUGGUUUGGCUUUCCAUGUACGGCGUGAAUCAAGCCCAAGUUCAGCGCUAUGUAGCCUGCAAGACCGAGAAGGAGGCAAAACUAGCUCUUAUGGUCAAUCAAGUGGGCCUCUUCUUCAUAGUCUCCAGUGCUGUGGGCUGUGGCAUUGUGAUGUUUGCUCUCUACAAGGACUGCGACCCUCUCUUGGCUGGGCACAUCUCUGCACCUGAUCAGUACAUGCCUUAUCUGGUCUUGGAUAUCUUUGAAAAAUACCCGGGGGUUCCUGGCCUUUUCCUGGCCUGUGCAUACAGUGGGACUCUGAGCACAGCUUCGACCAGCAUCAAUGCCAUGGCUGCAGUCACGGUGGAGGACCUCAUCAAGCCUUCCAUGCCAAACUUGUCACCGCGGAAACUCACCCUCAUCUCCAAAGGGCUCUCCCUGAUCUACGGUACAUCAUGCAUUACUGUUGCGGCGAUGUCCUCGUUACUAGGAGGCGGUGUGCUACAGGGUUCCUUCACAGUCAUGGGAGUUAUCAGCGGCCCUCUUCUUGGAGCGUUCAUCUUGGGGAUGUUCAUACCUGCUUGCAACACAGUGGGGGUUUUCUCUGGUCUAGGGGUUGGCUUUGUGCUCUCCUUCUGGGUAGCUGUGGGGGGCACCAUCUACCCACCAAGUCCUGCCACCAUGGGUGUUCUUCCAUCCUAUGGAGACUUCUGCCCGCUCUAUAAUGCCUCCGAGGGAUUGAAUGGCACUGUUGUCUUUGGGCCGCUGCCCCCACAAAACAUCUCAGAACCCUUGGAAAGGCCGGCUAUUGCAGAUGACUUCUAUGCCAUGUCAUACCUAUACUACGGCGCCUUGGGAACCCUGAGCACCGUCAUUGUAGGGAUUUUUGUGAGCUGCCUAACAGGUCCUGCAAAAAGAUGCACCAAGCAGCCAGGUGUCCUGUGGUGGGAUAUCAUGAAGCAGACCUCUUCAGUCUCACCGGAGGCGAAGAAACCUUUCUCCAAGGUUUCUGGAGAUUCUCCUGAUUUGCAAAAAAAGGCCUUUGAUUCAACUUCCCAGGUGUCCGGGUUUUUGGCUGAGGACAAGGCUCUGAUGGCUAAGGCGGAGAGUUCGGACGGUUCUGAGGAGUCCCUCUGUCUGUGCACCCCCCUGGAACACAGCUGUUUCCACCUGCUUAGAGAGACUGAUGUGUAGGUGGCCCCAGAUUCUGGAGGUGAGAGGCCAUCCUGAACAGCUGUGUACGGGAGAAGAUCCUUCUCAAUUGAGAGAUACGGACAAGGGAGUGUCUUCAGCCAAACCAAGCUACAAUCUUGGAAGGUUUUUUUUUUAAAAAAAAACAUAGAGAUUUGGCUGAGCUACUUGGCUCCUUCUGUUAAGUACCACUUGAAAACCCAUCCAACCACUGUAGCUCAAGAACUACAUCCUCUCGUGUCUUACCUGAAUGGGGAAGCAGUUUAAACAUCGUGAGCAGGAGGGAACAAACACACAGCAGAGGAAAGAGCAAGUCAAGAAGCCGCAAACCUUGGCUCGCGAGCUCUUGAAGAUGCCCCAGCAUAAGAACCUUCCUCUGCUGGCAAGCUCCACGUACGUUUUCAUACGGAAAGAGACUGAAACGGCAAAGAUGAUUCCUGAUGAGGAAGUUCAAGAAUCGCUUUCUCUCCCCACUUCCAAUCUCUCCCCCCUCAUUUAAAUGCUAGUUUUUCUUUGACUCAUAGAAGUACCACAAAGCCUGUGCCAACUCUCGUUGAAUGCCAGGAUUUCAGUCGGAAAACUCAGAAGUCUCUCAUUUGCUGGCUGGAUGCAAUGACCGCUGCUUAAGUGAUGUUCAUUUUCUGCGCUGACAGCACCAUGUAAUGCUCUCAUGCUUAUCCCUCGUUCUCAUCUACUACCCCCGAUAUAAUCAUAUCUUGUUAACAAUCCUACAAGAAUAAUGUGGUUGUCAUUCCUCUUCAUUGUUCUGGUUUUCUGCCUUUUCCAUACUUCCUAGCUGUAUCUAGCUGUAUCCGAAGAAGUGAGUUGUGGCUCACAAAAGCUCAUACCCUACCACAAAUUUUGUUAGUCUUAUAGGUGUUACUGGACUCUUGCUUUUUUUCUGCUGCUAUAGUCAGACUAACAUGGUUACCCAUCUUGAGCCAUACUUGCUGUUUGGAAUAACUGACUCAUAAUUCUUUGCAGUGCAUGAAAGAAUCCCUAGGACAAUGUAUUUAAUGGGGCCAUUCUAGGCGGGGUUUUUCCUGCCCUGGAGGACCAUAGGAACAACUCAAAAUGCAUGAUUGUCCGAGUUCUUACAUCUCUGCUCCUUCAGAAUGUUUGGAUCUAGUGCUGGUCUUUUUGAGGGUGGAGUUUAGGGAGGGGAGAGAACCCAGCAGGGAAUAAUGCCAUAGAGUUCACCUUCCAAAGCAGCCAUUUUCUCCAGGGGAACUGAUCACUAUGGCCUGGAGAUCAGUUGUAAUUCCAGGAGAUCUCCAGCUACCACCUGGAGACUGGUAACCCUAGAAGGCCAAGAAAAAAAGGAAAUCAGGGUUCAAAUCCACAGUCAAGAAGUUCUUUUAAUGGCCUCUUCCAUAGCCUAAUCUCUCCCAAAAUGUGGUUGAAAACCUCAAUAAAAUUACUUCCAAGGCACUUUUUAUGCUAAUGAAUGAUGAUAAAAAUAAUUAAUAAUCUCAAUCUUUUACAAAUAAUAAGAAUAUAGGUUUUAGAUGUAGGUACUGCUUGGGAAAGCAGAUUGGGUCAGAGUCAUUGAGUAAUUCCGCACAUGUUUGAUAAUGCACUUCCAAUCCUCAGAUCAUUUGGAACUGAUUUUUUGGUGUGUGGAACAAAAAAUCCACCUCAAACAAUUAAUGAUAUGCAUUGAAAGUGCAUUAUCCAACGUGUACGGAAUCAGCCAUAGUUACCAGAUGAGUUUUAGUUGCAAGAAACCACCCGUAAGAAGUUAUUGUUAACGCAAACCCUAGUACUGGUGCCUCCAUCAAGUGCUUAGUUUGUAUCUACUAGCACCUCAGCUAUAUCAUUUCCCAUUACAGGCAGGAGCUCAUAAGACUGAAUGGUCUUUCAUACUGUAAAAAAUCCCCUCCACACAGAAAACUAACAUAUCAGGGAAAAUGGUCUAGUUUAACCUUUGCCAUGAUAUGCUAUGUUUUUAUAAGCACAGUUAGAAUGACCUUGCUGACCACUGUGUGAAACAGGAUGCUAGACUAGACGAGCCACUCAUUUGAUCCAUCAGGGCUCCUCUUAUGUUCCCCACUGAGCUGGGAAACUAGGAGUCCAAUGACUCUUCUCAAUGUAUAUGCAUGCUUCGGGUUUCUGCUAUAAUGGGCCACGACCUAAGACCUCCUGCCUUAGCCAACGGCUGCAUGUUUAAUUUGAAACAAGAGUUAAUAUUGACUUUUGUGCAGUAUUUCUGUUUGCAUGUAGCCUCCUUUCCAAGAACUUCACUGAUGGCCUCACCUCCCUUGGCAGAGGCACGGGAAUAAAACUGCCCACAUGUCUUAUCCAUAAGCCACAUGCUUUAUCCAUCUUCCAAAUACUGUAUCUAAAUGCUAGCAACUAGAUAGCAUCCACAGCAAAUAUCAGGUGGACGAACGGGGCAAACACGAGCGGCUUGUUGUUGACAUUUCUGUUGACUAUGUUCUGAUAGAGGGCCAGUGCUGGAAGAUCAGCGCUCAGAAUGGAAACAAAAAGAGGCAUGCACAAAGUUUGAAAGGGAGACAUGUGCUUCACAACAAGGGUUGCCAUACAGCAUCCAUGAAGCAAAUGGAGGCUCCUCUCAAACUCAAUUUAGGUUCCUGAGAGGUGUAGAACUUGGCCAGGAAGAAAGAACAUGUCCAACUGAUCGAAACCACUAUGCCUGCCAGAGAUUUUCUGUUGUUACAGAUAGAGAGGAGCCCACACUAGAACUUCAUGACUUGCAAGAGCCUUGCAUAAAAGGACCUUAGGGUAAAGUGUUUAUCUGUCCGCAACUACACUCUACGGGUUGCUGGAACCUCUGACCACUCUUAUUAUUCAUUAAGUGCAACAAUUACAUCUGUUCUAAUCCCUUACACAGGGACUCACUCCUGGACGAUUUACAAGAGGUCUCUUUCUGCUAUAACUCCUCCCAGCUCCCACUACUUUGUCUGUGAUUUUGGCUAUAAAAGUCUGUAAAAAACCCAAUCCACAAAUGCAUCUGAAGAAGUGAAGUGUGACUCACAAGCUUUGGAAUAAACUCAUAAAACUGCC
Eublepharis macularius is the source of this 5863-nucleotide messenger RNA. RefSeq names its product solute carrier family 5 member 5 (gene SLC5A5). Gene Ontology annotation, cellular component: membrane. Bases 896 to 2839 code for a protein of 647 amino acids. Gene Ontology annotation, biological process: iodide transmembrane transport; thyroid hormone generation; sodium ion transport. The transcript has 15 exons. Gene Ontology annotation, molecular function: sodium:iodide symporter activity. NCBI's taxonomy places the organism in Eukaryota, Metazoa, Chordata, Lepidosauria, Squamata, Eublepharidae. The record is from RefSeq and is a predicted model, not a curated record.